AUGGCAUCCGGUUGUGGAGUGGGAAUGUCGUGCGGGGCAUAUGGGUGUUAUCGUACGAAGUCGCGAGUGCAUGCUGCCGGAACCCACCACGGUCCGGUGCUGUUCGGCGCCGAGAGAUUCGGCCAAUUCCGCAAACCACACGAUGUGUCGCAAAUCACGGACCCUAAUGCGCUGUUUAUGCAAUGCUGCGAGCAACGCGGACUUCCGGAUGCUUGUUUGCACAAAUGCACCUUCAACACAUAUACAAAGGAAACGCUUACCCGAAUGUAUUUCCGUCAGGAUGCCUGUCCAUUAGCUGCAAGCGCCGAAAUCCAAUUCUGUGCAGCCCAAGGCAGAGAUCAUCGCCCUUGCUGCAUGAGAAAUGGGGUGACAACAACAUUAGCUGGUGACAAGUGUUUAACCUUCUGUGAUCAACGCCCAGGAAAUGUUACUCUUCUUGACUACAGCUACGUUUCUUGCUAUGAACGUUUCGAAAACAUGAAGUCGUGUUUCUGGCAUGACGCGGUCGAAAGACUUCGAAAAUAA
This is a messenger RNA of Caenorhabditis bovis, 525 nucleotides long. The record is from the annotation of a GenBank genome assembly. NCBI's taxonomy places the organism in Eukaryota, Metazoa, Nematoda, Chromadorea, Rhabditida, Rhabditidae.